AUGGCCUUUGAGGCACUGGCCAAGGAGGUGCCCACAGCUAAGCUGACGCAAGUAUCUGGUCCACCUGGCACAGGCAUCACUCCGCUGGAAAAGACUGAAAAGCUAGUGCUGGAAGAAACUGCAUUUGAAGAAAUUGAAAGGGAUUUUCAGGAGGUUCUCAAUGAACUUUCAGGGGAUAAAAGUCUGGAGAAGUUUCGGAUUGAAUAUGAGAAGCUUCAUGCUGUAAUGAAGAGGUCUUACGACAAUGAGAGGCGUCUGCUGGCCAAAUGCAGAGAGCUAAAUGCGGAGAUUGUGGUUAACUCUGCGAAGGUCGCCACUGCCCUGAAGCUCUCUCAAGAUGAUCAGACCACCAUUGCAUCCCUGAAGAAGGAAAUUGAAAAGGCCUGGAAGAUGGUGGACUCAGCCUAUGAUAAGGAGCAGAAGGCAAAGGAGACGAUUCUUGCGCUGAAAGAGGAAAUAGUGAACUUGAGCAAGCUAGUCGAGCAAGGAUCUGGACUGUCAAUGGACCAGGAUAGCAAUAUCCGAGAUUUACUGAAGUUCAAAGAAGAAGUAACGAAAGAGAGAGACCAGCUCUUGACAGAAGUGGUGAAAUUACGAGAGUCCUUAGCUCAGAUCACUGAGCAGCAGCAAGACACGGAGCGAUCAAGAGAUGAGGCAGAGCAAACCAUCAGUCAGUUCCAACAAGAAAUCCAACUACGCCAGAACGAAGCUUCGCGAGAAUCUCGGAAGAAGGAAAAACUAGAGAAAGAGCUUAAGCAGAUUCAGACGGACAUGGACUCCAAGCAAUCGGAAAUUAAGGCUCUUCAGCAGUACGUGCAGAAAAGCAAGGAGGAGCUCCAGAAGCUGGAGCAGCAGCUGAAGGAGCAGAAGAUACUGAAUGAGAGAGCUGCGAAGGAACUGGAGCAGUUUCAGAUGAGAAAUGCUAAACUUCAGCAGGAGAACGAACAACACAGUUUGGUUUGUGAGCAGCUUUCCCAGGAAAACCAGCAGAAGGCGUUGGAGCUCAAAGCCAAAGAGGAAGAAGUCCAUCAGAUGCGCCUUGACAUUGGGAAGCUCAACAAAAUAAGAGAACAAAUCCAUAAGAAGUUGCACCAGAUUGAAGAUCAAAAGGCUGAAGUGGAACAACACAAGGAAACCCUAAAAAAUCAGAUUUUAGGAUUGGAGAGAGAGGUGGAGGCUUCAAAGAAACAAGCAGAACUUGAUAAGAAAGCAAUGGAUGAGCUUCUGAGAGAAAGGGACAUAUUAAAUAAGAAUAUGCUUAAGGCGGUCAGUGCGACCCAGAAACAGAUAGACCUGGUGAAGCUCCAUGAGCAAGCCAAGAGGAACCUGGAGGAAGAAAUCCAGAAUUACAAGGAAGAGGCUCAGAAACAGAGAAAGAUCAUCUUUCAGCUGGAAAAGGAGCGAGAUCGGUACAUCAAUGAAGCCAGUGACCUUACCCAGAAGGUCCUCCUGAACAUGGAAGACAUAAAAAUCCGUGAAAUGCAGAUUUUUGACUACAGGAAAAAAAUAGCUGAAUCAGAGACAAAAUUAAAACAGCAACAGAACCUUUACGAAGCUGUGAGGUCAGACAGGAAUCUGUAUAGCAAAAAUCUGGUUGAGGCUCAGGAUGAAAUAACAGAAAUGAAGAGGAAAUUAAAGAUUAUGACCCAUCAGGUAGAUCAGUUGAAAGAAGAAAUAUCAGCCAAAGAGACAGCACUUGUGAAACUACACCUGGAACAGCAGCGAAUAGAAAAGGAGAAGGAAACCCUAAAGGCCGAGCUGCAGAAGCUGAGACAACAAGCCCUGGAGACCAAACACUUUAUUGAAAAGCAAGAAGCAGAAGAGAGAAAACUCCUUCGAAUCAUCGCGGAGGCUGAUGGGGAGAGGCUGAGACAGAAGAAGGAAUUAGACCAGGUCAUCAGUGAGAGGGACGUCCUGGGGUCUCAGCUUGUUCGGCGCAAUGAUGAGUUAGCUUUGCUCUACGAGAAGAUCAAGAUCCAGCAGUCAGUGCUGAACAAAGGCGAGAGCCAGUACAACCAGAGGGUGGAGGACAUGAGAAUCCUCAAACUCGAGAUCAAGAAGCUUCGCAGGGAAAAGGGGAUUCUUGCCAGGAGUGUGGCUAAUGUGGAUGAACUCAGGCAGGAGCUUUAUCACAUGCAAAGGGAAUUCUUGAAGGAGAGGACACGGUGCCGAGCCCUGGAGGAGGAGCUGGAGAACCCCAUGAACGUGCACAGAUGGAGGAAGCUCGAGGCCAGUGACCCCAGUACCUUUGAGCUGAUACAGAAAAUUCACACCCUGCAAAAGCGUCUCAUCAGCAAGACUGAAGAGGUGGUUGAAAAAGAGCUCCUUCUUCAGGAAAAAGAGAAACUGUAUGUGGAACUAAAGCACAUCUUGGCCCGGCAGCCAGGGCCUGAGGCUGCAGAACAGCUACAGCUCUACCGACAUACGCUGCGGGAGAAGACCAAGCAGCUUAAAGUUUUGUCUUCAGAAUUGAAUAUGUAUGAAUCACAGAGCCAAGAAUAUAAGUAUGAGAUUGAGAGACUCGCCAAUGAACUCAUGAAUAUCAAGAAGAAAUACCUCGCUCAGAAACGUAAAGAACAAAUUCAGAAAAACAAGGACAGAAUACCCGUGGAUAACAUCUUCUCCAUGGUUAAACCAACUGUCCCUCGUUUUACGGGGGGCGGAUUUCCCCUCAAUAGGUCCUCCAAGGUGAAGUCCUAA
Molecule: messenger RNA, 2700 nt
Organism: Trichechus manatus latirostris (Florida manatee)
Lineage: Eukaryota; Metazoa; Chordata; Mammalia; Sirenia; Trichechidae
Gene: CFAP58
Product: cilia and flagella associated protein 58
Exons: 18
Coding region: 1-2700 (899 amino acids)
Cellular component (GO): cytoskeleton
Source: RefSeq, a predicted model, not a curated record